This is a messenger RNA of Gadus chalcogrammus (walleye pollock), 3441 nucleotides long. Its product is annotated as major intrinsically disordered Notch2-binding receptor 1-like. The coding region runs from base 668 to 3103 and encodes 811 amino acids. Lineage: Eukaryota; Metazoa; Chordata; Actinopteri; Gadiformes; Gadidae. Gene Ontology annotation, cellular component: plasma membrane. The transcript has 4 exons. The record is from RefSeq and is a predicted model, not a curated record. Gene Ontology annotation, biological process: negative regulation of cell population proliferation; negative regulation of TOR signaling.
CCUAGAAGGACUGACUGGCAUGCUCUGUGCCCACUCUUACAGGACUCAGAAGUUCACUUCUGAAUUGAUGAGUAACUGCCAGUAGGCCUACGCUGCUUUUUGGAGCCUCGAUUAUCAGCAGAAAACCGAUUAGUUUCCAUUAUUAAUCUCAAAUUCGUGAAAACACUUGAAAGGUUAACAAUUGGGUUCUCAGGCAAUCUGAGAAAAAUAUGCUUAGCGUUGGACUUUAGCCCUACCCACUCAUAGUAACGGACGGGCGGCUCUCUUGGCAAGCACAUGUCUCGUCUGAUUUAUCAAUGCACGUUGUGACUUCUGAGCUGUCAGGACUUUGCUGGUGUCGGCAGUGAUCUACAGGGGAAGCCGUUUGGAUCUGAGGCUCCGGGUCCCUCAGGGGACUGCAGGGACUUGUGGGAAGAUGACCUGAUUUCUAAAUUUCUCCUCUCUGCCUGAGGUGCAGGCUAUAGUCGCCGUUUCAAAUAAAGUAGACCACCAAGGAAGCCGAUAUGAUCGAGGCUGGAUUUACCGGGCGGAUUGUGAUCUGGUACGACUCUAGUUUUGGGCACUCAUUUGUCUACCUAACGGGCGCCAGUUCGGCAGAUGACCUCCCUUCUCUCAGUUGAUAUGGUUUAACAUCCCGGCCACAGAAAUCCCCUCGAGGUGAGCAGUCAUGGCGAACCUACAGCAGGAGUACCCGUUGGUGCUGCUGGGGAUACUGGAGGAGCUGGCCAACAUGCGCCACUGGCUCUCUUUCCAGGACCUCUGUCGAAUGGUCAGCACCCGGUUCGACCUGGAGCACCUCGUGGAGCUCCGGAGCCUGCUGUUUGCGGCGGCCAGUCAAGACCCGUGCUUCCCUGCUACCCUCUUCAGGGACCGCGUUGCGGUCCGAAAUCUGGGGCUCUCCCCAAUAGGCGUGGCCGCGGAUAUCGUCACAAUCUUCAAUCUCAUUCAGAUGACAAGUGGUGCUUAUGAUGGCAACCAAUCGACGAGGAGCGAGGCGGCUAUCCCCAUCGACCAAUCCCUGGGACCCUCUGAGCUGCUGAGCUUUACUGGAAGGGAAAGAGCACGUUCCCACUCUGACAUUGGAAGCAAGCCCAUAGAUCAGCACUUACUCUUCCCCAAAUCGAAUUAUUCAGCCUACAAGCGCGGAAGCCUCCCGCCGGAUCCCAUCUCACUCGUGUCCUCUCCUCCGGCCAGAGCGAGGGCUGUGUCUUUCAGCCUGCCGCACAACUCCCCUAUAUUUGCGGGGGAUCAGUUCACAAGCCAGGACAUGCAGAACAUGUACCUGCCCCUGGAGACUGACAGCGAGUCCAGCGGAGAGUCUGUUCCUCCAGAGGUGUUCGAAGAGGAGCAGGAGUCCGCUGUCGACCAGAAGAGAAACAUCUUCAAGAAGGAUUUCCACAACCAGCCCCCGCUAAUACCCCAGGUGACUAUUAGCAGUGAGUCUCUUAGUCCUGGUCAAGUGCCGAAAUCCUUUGAUAACCUUAGCUUUGAGAUGCUGAACAACCCUUACCCGUCACCCACAGCUGUUCAGCAUUUACUGGAGCAACAGGUGAAGCACGAGAGCUUGGAUGACCUGCAGGACUCCACCUACUUUGGGCCGAGGUCAAAUGCCGAGUGGUCCCCACGUCACCUCCAACCCCCCAGGGCCCAGAAGUCCAUGUGGACCAACAAGAGCCAUAGUUUGGAGGACCGGGUCGGCGUGGGCAGCAUGGGGUUGGGCUUGGAAGCGUCAGGGGCUCCGUUCCCGCGGCGGUCUUCCCCGGCUAUCAGCCUCCUCGGGGCCUCCUUGGCAGGGGAGUUUAGGAACAGCCUCAUGGUGGACAGAGGCGAUGGGGCCAAGGCUCAGGGGACCCAGACCGACGCCCCGGACCACAGAAGGCUCCGCAGCAUGGUCCACGCCGACCGCCUCUCCUUCAUGACCUCGCUGGACGACCCCGAGUUCGGGGAGGACGACAUCAGCGCCAUAUUCCGUUUCCUGGACGACAUGAGCAUGUGCGGCUCGACGGGCGUCCUGCACCCCAGCGAGGGUAUGGCGGCCGCGAACCCGGACACCCACGAGGGGAGGAGGGGUCGCCUGGGUCAACUGCAGAGACUCUUCCACUCCCUGGAGAGCACCGACGACGGCGGCCUCAAGGCCAGCGUCUGCAAGCUGCUCCUGCGCAUGAGCCAGAUCGAGCGGCAGCUCGAGGGCCUGGCCGAGGUCAAGUCGGAGAUCUCCCAGGUCCUCUCUGCCCUGCAGCGGCUUGACGAGAAGAUCCAGCAGCCCGUGGUCGGGGGCGGACGGGGCACCGGAGGCGGCCGGUGGCUAGAGCCCCUCAGCGCCGGUGUGUCCUCGUUCAGCAGCCACCCGGUGACUCCUGGCUCUGAGACGUCAGAGCCCCAGCCUCUGUCCGUGUCCGGGCUUCUCUACCCGAGGACCAGCAGCAGCAGCCUGGACUGGAGCCGGUGGAACGCCGGGGGGCCGAUGGAGAGCGGCACGGAUCAGGCUGAGGUUUCCAAGGGCUCCAAGGAGGGGAAGAAGGAGGCGUCCUCUCGACGGGCCUCCAGGGCCCAUGCCGAGGAGAAGGCGGUUUCAGAUGCAAAGCGUCCCAGUGUGUCCCACUCUGCACGGGAAUGGGCGGUCGCAUUCUCUAAAGGCAAAGACCACAAGUCCUCUUCGUAUGAAAAAGGUGGACAGGUGGAUCAGACCAACAACAGCACAACCAACCUGCUUUCUCAGAAGCCCCCAACCCUGGUGGAGCAAGUGUUUAACUCGGGCUUGUUCAAACAGAAGGACAGCAGUCUGAUGGGUGGGAUGAGCUCUGGGAAGGUCAUGGAGUCUAGAUUGGCUGAGGGGAGGGGAAGACCAAUCUGGGCGCUCCAUGACAGAGAGUCCCCCGUCUCCCCUUUAAAUAUGCAGGGCCAGGAGUCUCUGAACCCCACCAACAUGGACUUCUGGAUGGAGGACACCUACACUCCUGGCUAUGAUGCGUUACUCAGGCGCAAGGAGGCCCACCUUCGCAGGGCCAGGGCCUGUAAACUAGGGGCACUGAUUAUCAUCUGUAUAAUCAUAAUUCUGGUUAUUGUUAUUCCUGUUUGCACCAUGGGCAUAAAAAGGUCUUGAAAAAGUAUAUAAAUAUAUAUAUAUAUAUUGUUGACCAUUUUUCUAUUUUUUUGUUGAAUAGUUUGCUUGCCUUACAUGUGUUCUCAUUAAUCAGAAGAAAAACUUGGCAAUCUUCAGGGGAAAUAACGGAAAACUGUGAUGCAAGAUGCUAAUAACGGAGUUGGUAGUCAAUAUCUUCAAGAUGUUUCAUUACACUGCUUUGCAUGCAUCAGGCAUGACUUUGGAUCAAAUAGCAGGAAUUGGAUUGCAGCCUAGUUUUACAAUCAUUUAUCCUUAAUUUUACAAUUGCAUUACAUAAAGUCAUUUCUCCCACAAUUAAGACUUUAAUAUUUAAUUUG